Aspergillus bombycis is the source of this 963-nucleotide messenger RNA. Its product is annotated as signal recognition particle receptor subunit beta. Lineage: Eukaryota; Fungi; Ascomycota; Eurotiomycetes; Eurotiales; Aspergillaceae. Bases 1 to 963 code for a protein of 320 amino acids. The transcript has 2 exons. The record is from RefSeq and is a predicted model, not a curated record.
AUGGGGAGUCAUGCAGAUUGGAGAUCAAUCGGCGGCAUUGCUACUAGUCUGCUCGAUGGAAAUCCUAUCGCUAUUGCCAUUACCGCAUUUAUUGCAUUCGGGCUGCCAGUACUGUUACAUUUGAUUUUCUAUCAAGCUGUUGCCUCCCCGUCAUCUAGCAACUUCUUACUGCUUGGACCCAGCGGAGCAGGCAAAACUGCUCUCUUGUCCCUGCUUGAAACGAAAUCGUCGCUUCUUGCGAAGAAGCAGACUCAGCUAACGCAUACUUCCCAGACGUCUAUUCUAACCACCGUCAGCCUUCCCGCCUCCGUUCCCACUGCCUCAAAUCGCUACCGGUCGGUCAAUGACCCAUCCUUGAAGGACACAUCCAAAAACCCUGUCAAAUACCGCGUGAGAGAUACCCCUGGCCAUGGUAAACUACGGGGACCCCAGGGUAUCUCGCAACUUUCUUCCAUGUUAGACUCGAAAGACCCGAAAUCCAAGUUACGUGGGGUUAUAUUCACUGUUGACACCGCCGCUCUUUCUGAUGUUGAAGUGUUGCGCGAUACAGCUUCAUAUCUGUACGACAUACUUCUUAUUCUUCAAAAACGGGCGUUGAAUAAAGGCAAGUCGUCUCUUAAGGUGGCUUCCGAGAUUCCCAUUCUUGUGGCUGCCAAUAAGCAAGACCUUUUCACCGCUCUGCCACCUGGCUCUGUGCGGGAGAAGUUAGAAGCUGAAAUCGACAACAUACGCAAGUCCAAGAGCAAGAGCCUCAUGGAUGCCAGCGUUGAUGCUAGCAUGGGUGACGGUGAUGAUGAUAUUCUGGGUAGCAAUGAUGCGCAAAAUACAUUCAGCUUUAAACUCUUGGAGGACGAAGUCGGCGUGAGAGUUGAUGUCGUCGGCGGCGCUGUUAAGGGUGACGAGGGGAGUGAUCUUGGAUCUGGUGUCAGGAAGUGGGAAGAAUGGGUUGGCCAGUGUCUGUGA